This is a messenger RNA of Theileria parva strain Muguga, 1200 nucleotides long. RefSeq names its product UEV domain protein. Gene Ontology annotation, cellular component: ESCRT I complex. Gene Ontology annotation, molecular function: ubiquitin binding. The coding region runs from base 139 to 1194 and encodes 351 amino acids. The transcript is spliced from 6 exons. Gene Ontology annotation, biological process: protein modification process; endosome to lysosome transport; protein transport. The record is from RefSeq and is a predicted model, not a curated record. NCBI's taxonomy places the organism in Eukaryota, Apicomplexa, Aconoidasida, Piroplasmida, Theileriidae.
CUUUAAAGAAUUUUUUAUUGAAAACGUAGUUUUUAAAAAUUAUUUUUAAAGUUUUCAUAUUCUUUAUUUUGUUUUAAUGUUUCUUGUAUUUUAAUUUUAACCUCUUCUCAUGCGUUCUGAUUGUUAAGCUUAUAAUCCAUGGAUUCUAACCUUAAGUCAGAAUUGAAAAAACAUUUCAGUAAUUAUGAAAUGCUCAUGAUUGACCUUGAUGGGCUGUUUUUGAAAUACCACAACUUUAAAUGUUCAAUGAGUACCUCUUUUGAUGGCCAUAGGCUCAAUAUUGUUGGACUUGUCCCUUAUACAUUUUCUGGAUUUACCGUCAACGCACCUUUGGUGAUUCAGGUUCUCUCUGACUAUCCAUUCAGUACACCUUUAUUCUGGAUUCGAGGCCAUAAUAUAAAAAUAGUUAAAAAUCACCCUAAUGUUGACCUUCGUGGGAAUGUAACUCUGAAGUACUUGGAUGAAUGGAACCACACUAGCAAAUUGGUGCAAGCCGUUGACUGCUUGCAUUAUGCCUUUAACAAAAUGUCACCUAUUCUCACCUUCUCAAACUCUCCAGAGACUAUUUUAAAAGCUCAAUUGCCACAAUCCCCUCAUCAAAUUCUAAACCAGCCAAUGCCUGAAAAUCCAUUUGGUAAACAUAAGCUUUCAGACAGGGACCGGAUCCUAGUUGAACACGCUCACGAGAAUAUCUUAACCUUGCUGAAAAAGAACAGACAAAAUGUGAUUAAGCAGUACAAUUAUAACUUGAACAAGUACGAGCUUCACAGGAAGAUACUUCUCAACUGGGUCGACGCUCUUUUAGAGCUAAACAUCGUGAAUUUAAAGAUGGACGAAGUUGAGGGUAAGCUUGAGAAUGAGUUGAACUCUGAUGCGCUUGAAAACGCUGAAAGUUUGCAGGAGGAAGUCGCUGUGUUGGUCAGGAAUCUCACCAACUCUAAGCAGGUCCUCUCAUCACUUGAGGAUGGCGACUUGGAAAUUGAACAUGUUGUAAAGUUCAAGGAUCCAGACUCAGAAAAAUUAGCUGAAUUGAUUGUAAAUGAGGCCAGUUAUAAUGAUAUGCUCGAGUUCCUGCACGAUGCUCAUAGGCAUAAACGAAUAUCCACACCUUCGUAUGUUAAGGAAAUGAGGAGACUGAGUUAUGAGUUUUUCUCAUCUAAGCUGAGAAGAGAAGACCUUUUAAACCAAAUAUAAUUAAAU